This is a messenger RNA of Lathyrus oleraceus (garden pea), 1152 nucleotides long. RefSeq lists its product as uncharacterized. NCBI's taxonomy places the organism in Eukaryota, Viridiplantae, Streptophyta, Magnoliopsida, Fabales, Fabaceae. The transcript has 2 exons. The record is from RefSeq and is a predicted model, not a curated record. The coding region runs from base 1 to 1152 and encodes 383 amino acids.
AUGGAGUCAGGAAAGAGAAAAACAUUCCAAAUCAAAGCCAAGGUACCGUGUGUGAAGGGGUUCAUUGCAUUCAGAGAUGGGUUGAGUAAUAUCCGUCGAGACGCAUUCACACUCAAAUAUGGGAAGAUUCUACGCUUGUUGUCUGUACCAGUACAGAAGGAUGCUAUUACCGCACUAGCCCAGUUUUAUGAUCCACCACUCAGAAGUUUCCUCUUUAGAGAUUUCCAGUUGGCCCCGACUUUGGAAGAAUUCGGAAGAAUAUUGGACUCUCCUAAGCAGAAGAAGGGACCAUACAAGGGGUUAGGUCAAAUCCCUAAACCCGGAGAGUUGGCAGAAGUAUUAGACAUCCCAGUCAAAGAUCUAACCCCUAACAUCAAAAUUUGGGGGAAGGUACAAGGAAUUCCACAAGAGUACCUGGAGAAAACUGCUCAAAGCUUUGCUGAAGCCCAGAAGUGGGAAACCCAUGAUACUAUUAUGGCUUUACUUAUUUUUGGAUUGGUGUUAUUUCCUAAUAUGGAGAAGUUAAUUGAUGCAGCAGCUAUCAACGUGUUUUGGGCCGUCAAGGUUAAGAAUGAAGAUCCAGUGCCCGCACUCCUAGCAGAUGUUUAUCACACCUUGCACUUACGCUUUGAGAAGAAGGGAGGACUGAUAUUAUGUUGCAUACCACUCCUUUACCAAUGGUUUGUCUCUCAUGUGUUCAAAGAGGUUGAUACAAUUGAAAGUAUGGAUGGAUAUGAGUGGUCUCAAAAGCUAGUAGGACUCACUGAAAAUACCACUAUUUGGUAUCCUCACGGGUCAAAAGGGUGCAUUAACUACAACCCUAUUUUAGCAGUGAGGCAAUUGGGUUAUCCUAUCACAUACAAGCCGGACGACCAGUUGUUAGAAGGUUUUGUGUUCCAUGAUAUGGAGGAUCUCGUUAUGCUGAGGAGGGUUAUCCGAGCCUGGGAAAAAGUUCGCUUCAUAGGACAAGACAAAGGAAAGGGUGUCAUAGGGGAUAGAGAACCCUAUUAUCAAUGGGUCACCAGAAGAAGUCAAGAGAUCAAGCUGCCAUUCAUCCUCGAUCCUCCAACUAAACCUCCACCACCAGAACCCACCCCUGUCUCCAUGGAAGAAGUGGAAGCAUUGAGAGCUACUAUAGCAAGACUUGGAUGA